AACAACAGUCCACCUGAAACGAAUAUUGACUGACCGGUCUUCUUCCUCUAGGUUUUCUUCACCAACUUUCACUCCUUGUUCUCUCCGUUCAUCUUCCUCCUCAAACCCCUAAAUUUCAACCACCGGAAAAAGAAAAUCUCUUUUUGAACUUUUCUUACCACAACCCAACAAUUCGGCGCAGCAACCGAUUAUUACAACCAACGAACGAGACAACCCAUUUGAUGUUUCGAAGUGGGGAAAUUUGGAAUUUGUUUCUUGUGGUUUAACUUUGGAAGGCAUUUUAGGUAUAAGAGUUUGAUGUUGGCACUAUGCAUUCAAGAUUAGUGGUUAUGGAGGACAGCAAGGAUUUUGGCUCUGUAGUUAGAAUUAACCAAAUGAGAUAUUAUCCUACAAUGAGGAUUCUUCAAUUCUUCUUGAUGUUUAUAGUGCUGGGUCUUGGUGUUUCGAUUAUUAGUAUGAAUACCUUUAGAUAUUUUGGAGUUCGAAGUGCUGCCCCUGUAGUACCAUCCGUGAGUAUUGUUCAGCCUCGCUUGGAGGAGCCAAGUGGCAAUGGCAUAGAUAGUUGGAUUAAGACUCCUUCAGAUCUUCUUCACAGCAUGAGUGAUCAAGAGCUAUUAUGGCGAGCUUCCUUUGUUCCUCAAGUAAAAGAGUAUCCCUUCAAGAGAGUUAGCAAGAUUGCCUUUAUGUUUUUGACGAAAGGGCCUUUGCCUAUGGCCCCUCUUUGGCAACGGUUCUUCAAGGGUCAUGAAGGGCUUUAUUCCAUUUAUGUUCAUACUGCACCCUCAUACGUUGCUGACUUCCCACCUUCAUCAGUGUUUUACAGAAGACAGAUCCCAAGUCAGGUUGCAGAGUGGGGCGAGAUGAAUAUGUGUGAUGCUGAGAGGAGACUGCUAGCUAAUGCAUUGCUAGACAUCUCCAAUGAGUGGUUCAUUCUCCUGUCCGAGUCUUGUGUCCCUCUCCACAGCUUUCCUACAGUCUACCACUACAUUGCAAGAUCCCGCUACAGCUUUGUAGAUUCAUUCGAUGAGCAAGGACCCUAUGGAAGAGGACGCUAUAAUAGGAAGAUGGCACCUGAGAUUAACAUCACUGACUGGCGCAAAGGUUAUCAAUGGUUUGAAGUCAAUCGGGAACUUGCAGUGAAGAUAGUUAAAGAUAAAACGUACUACCCUUUGUUUAAAGAGUUUUGCAGACCAGCUUGUUAUGUCGACGAACACUACUUCCAAACAAUGUUGAGCAUUGAAUCGCCAAAUCUUUUGGCAAACAGAAGCCUUACUUUUGUGGACUGGUCGAGGGGUGGUGCCCAUCCUGCUACAUUUGGGAAGUAUGAUAUCACAGAAGAGUUUUUCAAGAAACUUUUUGAAAGCAAGAGAUGUCUUUACAACGAUCAACCUUCUUCUCUUUGUUUCCUUUUUGCUAGAAAAUUUGCUCCAAGUGCUUUAGAUCGUUUGUUAGAAGUAGCUCAAAAAGUUAUGGGGUUUUGACAAAAUCUAGGCUUCAGAAAUGUUUCAAUUUUAUAGGUUCUAAUGGAAUUCAUCAUUAAUCUUA
Molecule: messenger RNA, 1545 nt
Organism: Cucumis melo (muskmelon)
Lineage: Eukaryota; Viridiplantae; Streptophyta; Magnoliopsida; Cucurbitales; Cucurbitaceae
Product: glycosyltransferase BC10-like
Exons: 3
Coding region: 309-1481 (390 amino acids)
Cellular component (GO): membrane
Molecular function (GO): glycosyltransferase activity
Source: RefSeq, a predicted model, not a curated record